Molecule: messenger RNA, 378 nt
Organism: Carassius auratus (goldfish)
Lineage: Eukaryota; Metazoa; Chordata; Actinopteri; Cypriniformes; Cyprinidae
Product: complement C3-like
Exons: 5
Coding region: 1-378 (125 amino acids)
Molecular function (GO): protein binding
Source: RefSeq, a predicted model, not a curated record
AUGGCUGUUUCAAAUCCAGAAAACUGCAGUUACCAGAAGAAGAAUCAUGUCGAUGAAUGGGAUCUUUUGAAUAGAGCCUGUAAAGGUGAUGUGGAUUAUGUUUAUAAAGUCCCAGUGGUGGGGAUGGAUCUGAAACAGCACUCUGACAUCUAUGACAUGAAGGUGGAGCUGGUGCUGAAAGAAGGUACUGCAGAGGAUCCUGGAUUUCUCGCUCGUCCCGGUUGCAGAGAACAUUUAGGAUUGGUAGAAGGCAAGUCGUACCUCAUCAUGGGCAGAUCUGUUGACCUGCCAGAGGUGGGAGAAGGGAAGUUUUUAGUACUUCCUGACCUACAGGAUUCUGCUCUUGCACAGAAGGACCCACAACUCAUUAAAAUUUAG